AUGGUCUGUCAAGUGAACGGCAAUUCUUCCAUUUUACCACUCCACCUUCAUUUUCUUGCACUGGGUCUGGAGAACAACAAAAGAGUUUUAAUCGCAUCGAGCGAGCUCACGGAAAUGAACUACAGGUUAUUGCUUUCAUUUAAAAAAAAAUAGGUAAUGGAAGAUGAUUCAGAUUAAUUUGCUCGAAAGCUGGUGUUAGAUGGACUCCAAGUUUGAUAAAUUUUAUUCCACUGAUCCAUUUGAACGCCGGGUUUGAUUUCAACAUUGAAGACUAUUUUACAAAAAUAAAACAAGUGAUACGGUUUCAAAAAAUUUUCAAGAAGUUUUGAACUGCAGAAAGUUUCGGAGUACGACCCCGAUGUCGUACUUCUUGACGAUCUGUCUGUUUUUCGAUUAUAUGGAAACUUCUAGUUGGAAAACCGUAGCUGUAGUUCAGUCCAUGUUCAGCGAAAUGGUAAGCGUUGUUUGUUCUAUAAAGUAUAAAAAUUGUUUUGAAGAAAAAAAAGAAAGCUGAAGUUCUUCUUCUUGCUCCGUUCUACACAAACUGCGAGGCACGUGAAAUGCUCAGACAACGUUGUUCGUCAUUCGCCAAUAUCUCUCCCAUUGGUCACGGUUUUGGCAAAAAUGCUUCUGCUAAGGUUUGUUUUCGAAAAAAUCUUUUUCGAGUUUACAUAGGAAAGUUCAGUGCGUCGUCAGCAUGCGGAACAGUUCGCGGCCCACAGUUGCCUGUAGCCUCAUACUUUCAGGGGAAAGAAGCAACAACGGAACGAUCGUCGGUGGCGAAGCGAAAUGA
Molecule: messenger RNA, 793 nt
Organism: Caenorhabditis auriculariae
Lineage: Eukaryota; Metazoa; Nematoda; Chromadorea; Rhabditida; Rhabditidae
Source: the annotation of a GenBank genome assembly